GCUGUUAGGUUUUGACUACAUUGCUACCCGUACUAAACUGACAGCUGUGAGUCGGAAAUUUUAAACCGAGUCCCGUACCCUUCAAGGCUCAGGUUUUCCCUCUUAAACAGUCCAGAAUGGCUUUCCAGUGUCAGCGUGAUUGUUAUAUGAAAGUGUUUGUUACCUCUGUAGUGUCCUGCUGUCCCGCGGAGCUAAAACAGGAGGUGAAUGGAAAGAAAGAAACCCUCAAAGGCUUUAAUGUCAUUCUCCAAGAUACAGUUUUAUUUCCCGAAGGAGGUGGCCAACCAGAUGAUCGUGGCCUGAUAGGAGAGGCUCCAGUUUUAAAGGUGACUAGGCAAGGGCCAGAUGCCGUGCACUUUGUGACCUCACCUGUGGAGGUGGGUCAGGAGGUGCGUGUGAAGGUAGACUGGGAGAGGAGGUUUGAUCACAUGCAGCAGCACUCAGGUCAGCAUUUGAUCACAGCUUUGGCAGACUCGAUGUUUGGAUACAAGACCACAUCCUGGGAUUUGGGCCGUCACAGAAGCACAAUUGAACUGGACACUCCAUCCGUAAAAGCAGCGCAGCUUCAGGAACUGGAAGAAGCCGUAAAUGAGAAGAUCAGAGCUCACAUUCCUGUUAAUGUCCAACUCCUUUCUUUAAACGACCCUGCAGUGGAGAAGGUGAGAAGUCGAGGGCUGCCAGAGGACCAUGCCGGACCUAUUCGAGUUGUUGAUAUAGAGGGCAUUGAUGCCAACAUGUGCUGUGGAACCCAUGUGAAAAACCUCAGCCACUUGCAGGUUAUAAAGUUGCUGGGAACAGAGAAGGGAAAGAAAAACAAAACCAACCUGAUCUUCCUCGCAGGAAAUAGAGUUCUGAAGUAUGCAGAGAAGAGCUACAGCACAGAGCGUUCGCUGGUGUCUCUUCUGAAGACGGGUCCAGAUGAGCAUGUCCAAGCAGUGGACAAGUUGCAGAAGUCUUUCAAGCUGCUACAGAAGACGAACCUGAGCCUGCUUCGGGAUACGGCAGUCUUUAUUGCUCAGAACUUUAUGAACAACCCUGAGAGAGGAAACUUCUUCAGCUUACACAAAAAAGAAGGUGACAAUGAGUUUAUGAAUAUCAUCGCCAAUGAAAUAAAUACAGAGGAAAUUCUGGUUUUCCUCACUGUUGGAGAGGAAAAGGGACCCGGUUUGUUUCUCCUUGCUGGACCCAGCGGACAAGUGACUGAAUUAGGACCACAGAUUUUAGAGUUGCUUCAAGGAAAAGGCGCAGGGAAGAACGGGCGUUUUCAAGGUAAAGCCAACAGCCUGGCCAAGAGAGAAGAGGUGGAGGCUUUACUGAGACAACACUGCAAACAUCACAGCUCACAGGAAGGGUAAACCCAGCAGCCAUUCAGUUGGAGCAGAAAGGAAAAAUAACAGCAGUUAAUGUUGAUAAUCUGUCUUAAAGGUGCCGUACAGAGCUUGACAAAUUUGUGUGCACCCCUGAAAAAAUGUGAACAAAGAGCUUAAAAUAAAUUAAUCUUAGUUCAGUAGCGUAUUCUCAGUGGUAAACUGUAAAAAACUUUAUUUUGAGCACAUUAGCGGAUGCCCCUGCUGUUCAAACUCUGUCCCAAGGCAGUGCCAACGGUCCUAAAACAUUUCAAAAGGUUGGAGCAUACAGAGAUCUAGACACUUUGCAGUGUCUAAAUCGUCCUGAAUACUAUCUUCAGUUCACUCCACCUCACUGGUUUUCUUCUGGAUUUAGAUCUGGGGCUUGAUAUGACCAUGAGAGAAUGUUGAAUGUGUGCCUAGUGAACCAUUCCUGUGCUGAAAGACUCCCCUUGUGACCCAUUUUCAGUUUUCUGGUACAAUUGACCAUAUGUUUAGUUAAAAUGUAAAAUUUGCACUUCCAAGGUUUCCAAGGCCUUUGGAAGAGAAGCAAGCCCACAGCAUCACCGAUCUUCACCAUACUUAAGUGUUAAAAACCUGGGCUGUGAGUUUCUUAAAAGCUUGAUCUUAGUCUCUGGCUGAAGUUCUAGUGGAGUUUAGUAAACUCCACAUGCUAGGACACUGGUUCCUCUGGUGCUCAAUAUUGUCAAAGUUUUAUGGGCCUCCAGUAAGGUAUCUACAUAUUUAGAUCCUUCUGUCCUUGCCAGUUAUAGACUCAUCUCCAAGCUUCCAUUGACUGCAAAUAUCUUAAAGAAGGUCAUGGUGAACCAGUGAACUCCUGCUCUAGAUCAGCACAGCAUUAUUGGUCACUUUAUCAGGUUUUUGCAGAUGGCAUUGAACUGAAACAUCUCUUCUGAGAGGAUCAAAUGAAGUGAAGAGUGACAAGGGAAACUGUUCUGGCCUGCUAAUAUUGGACCUUACCUCCACUGUUAAUACAGUUGACCAUCUCAUUCUGCUUGAUAGGCCGAGGUUCUGGGUUAGUGACUCAGAUUACAAGUACAGAUCUCACUUUUAUUCAAUCUGUUUUGGUUGCAAGAAGUACCAUCUGAAUAUUAAUAGGCCUCAUAUAUCAGCCAUCAUCUCCCCCGGAUUUUAAAUAUCUGGUAUAGAAAACCCAUUUCAGUCGACCUCUGGCCUGAUUGAGUCCACUCAGUCUUGUUUUGCUACUUUAGUUUGAAUUUCAGUAAAUAUCUUCAGUAGCUCAGAACUAGAGUACAAGGAUUUGAAACUAUUUUUAAUAAUCAGUUAAUCACAUAUCUGCCUGCUGCUCAUCAUAGUCGCCAAAUUACAAUAAAUCUUUGUUUAUGUCUGUUCACAUGAGGAAAAACCUUUAGGGAAACUUUUAAAUAUGAAAGUCUACAUUUGACACAAUCAAGUGUGAAUCAUUAUUUUUGUGUUAAGAAAAUAUUUGUCUCAUACACUUAAAUUGUUUGUUCUUCAGGAAAUCUUUAAUUAUAAUAGCUAGGACUUUCACAUCUCCUGUAAAUGUCUGCAUAAUAAACAAAGUUGAUUUAAAACUUG
Girardinichthys multiradiatus is the source of this 2927-nucleotide messenger RNA. RefSeq names its product alanyl-tRNA synthetase domain containing 1 (gene aarsd1). Gene Ontology annotation, biological process: alanyl-tRNA aminoacylation; regulation of translational fidelity. The record is from RefSeq and is a predicted model, not a curated record. Gene Ontology annotation, molecular function: alanine-tRNA ligase activity; ATP binding; Ser-tRNA(Ala) deacylase activity. Lineage: Eukaryota; Metazoa; Chordata; Actinopteri; Cyprinodontiformes; Goodeidae. The transcript has 12 exons. The coding region runs from base 117 to 1355 and encodes 412 amino acids.